UCUCCUUCUUCCCUCUCUUUUUUUUAACAUUUUUUUUCUUUCAUUUCUUCCAAAUCCUAAACAAAGCCGAACCAAACCCACAGCCUAAGAACAAACCGAAAAGUAGAAGCAAAAACCAAAGCUGGGUUGCAAGUAAAAAAAGUUACCCUUCACUUUAGAUCUCAAAUCUUAUGAACCAACAUGGCUUCAGCUUGUGUUAACAAUAUAGGUGUCUCGCCUGACAGUUUCCAACGAUACGGUUGGUUGGGUCGAAGGAUGUCCUUGAGCCGAGAAGUUGAGCCUUCUAAGACUAGACCCAAGACUGGUCGGUCUAAGCCUACAGAUCUUGUUGAACUAGAGAUCCAAGAAACUGCACCAGCUGGUGACUUUGAGUUCAGGCUCGAAGAUCCUGUCGCCAUGCUUCCAGCUGAUGAGCUUUUUUCUAAUGGUAAGCUCCUGCCUUUACAUUUCUCGACACUCAAACAACAACAGCAACUUCCAUCGUCUAAUACCAGGUCCCUCAAAACAGCGAAAUCUUUUCCAACUAUGGAAAUGGAUCCAUACUUGUUUUCUCCCAGAGCUCCAAGGUGUUCCAGCAGGUGGAGGGAGCUUCUGGGUCUUAAAAAGUCUUCCCAAAACACUAAUCAACAACACCCAAAAACAGAGUCUCAAGGCCCCAAAUCUCUCAAGCAUUUUCUCCAUAGAACUACAAAGUCUUCAUCUUCAUUGAAUCUACCACUGUUGAGAGACUCGGAUUGCGAGUCGGUUUCCAUAUCUUCAUCAAGGUUAUCCCUUUCUUCUUCGUCCUCAGGCCACGAACACGAAGAUCUCCCGAGGCUGUCACUUGAUUCCGAUAAGCCCAGUCCCAACCCGUUUGCCCCCUGCAGAAAUUUAAACCCGAACCCAAACCCAACAAGAGCAGGACGGUGUCAGAUCCGGAGGGAUUCAUCGACAAGCAGGGGAAUAUCAGUGGAUAGUCCGAGAAUGAGCUCGUCGGGGAGAAUCGUGUUUCAGAGCCUAGAAAGAAGUUCAAGUAGUCCGAGUAGUUUCAAUGGUGGUCCCAAAAUUAAACAGAGAGGAAUGGAAAGAUCGCAUUCUGGUAAUGUAAGGAUCACACCAGUACUUAACGUCCCCGUUUGUUCAUUGAGAGGAUCUUCAAAGUCAGGCUUAGUUUUUGGAUUGUUUUCAUCUUCCCAGCAAAAGACUGCAAAUGGAGGAAGCAACAGCAAAGGUCGUCAAUGUAACAGCAGAAGCUAAUUACAUAUUUUCAUGUGAUAAUUUUAUCUGUCAUGGGCGAUAAUUACCAUUAAUCCCAGAUUUUCUUUCUGUUAUGAGUAAACAGAAGAUGUAAAUAAUUCUGUUGUUACCCUUGUUUACGGACAUGGUUGACUUAAGGCUCUUUUGGAGGCUAAGCGUAAGGUUAGUAGUACGUAUUUUGAACGGGAAAAAGAUGAUGAAAGGCAAGGCUGGUUACAGCUUGAAAUGAAAGGUGGCCUUUUGGUUUUUGUCUUAUCGAUCUGAUCUGAAUGAUAUGGA
Molecule: messenger RNA, 1515 nt
Organism: Hibiscus syriacus
Lineage: Eukaryota; Viridiplantae; Streptophyta; Magnoliopsida; Malvales; Malvaceae
Exons: 1
Coding region: 181-1236 (351 amino acids)
Source: RefSeq, a predicted model, not a curated record